Molecule: messenger RNA, 1518 nt
Organism: Paramecium tetraurelia
Lineage: Eukaryota; Ciliophora; Oligohymenophorea; Peniculida; Parameciidae
Exons: 8
Biological process (GO): protein autophosphorylation; intracellular signal transduction; peptidyl-serine phosphorylation
Cellular component (GO): nucleus; cytoplasm
Molecular function (GO): calcium ion binding; calcium-dependent protein serine/threonine kinase activity; calcium/calmodulin-dependent protein kinase activity
Source: RefSeq, a predicted model, not a curated record
AUGGGAGCGUGCUCAAGCAAUCCUAAAAGAAAAUAUGCGUCAAAAAGAGGUAGUUAGAGUACCUUUAACAAAACACAAGAAGUUUCUACAAUAAAAUCGAACAAAAGUCUUCAGAAACAAAGAACAAAUUUUAAAGUUGCUCCCAAUAUCUUUAUAUCAUUGAAAAGUGGGAGCAUAUUAACCUAUUAUAAAGUAUAAUCAACCUUAGGGGAAGGAACCUAUGGACGAGUGAGCUUGGUAAUGCAAAAAUCAACUUAGAUACUUCGGGCAAUGAAAUAGAUCGCGAAGGAUAAAAUACUAGUAAGUUAAAGGGAUAAAAUGAUAUAAGAAGUAAACAUUUUAAAAAAUCUUGAUCAUCCAAACAUAGUUAAUAUUUAUGAGCUCUAUCAAGAUGAACAUCAGUAUUAUUUGAUCACUGAGUAUUUAAGUGGUGGAGAACUAUUUUCUAGAGUUUAACAAAGAAAUAAUUUUAAUGAGAAGGUUGCUGCCAAUUAUAUGAAACAAAUUUUAAGUGCAGUGAAUUAUUGCCAUCAAAGAAAUAUUGUUCAUAGAGAUUUGAAACCUGAAAAUAUCUUAUUUGAUUCCAAGAAUUCUGACGACUGUCUUAAGAUUAUUGAUUUUGGGACAGCCAAAUAGUUGGAGCAAAAUUCUUAAUUAAAAUAAAAAAUAGGAACUCCCUAUUUCAUUGCUCCUGAGGUUAUUGAUCAGAAUUAUAACAGCAAAUGCGAUAUAUGGUCAUGUGGAGUCAUUCUUUAUACCCUUAUGUCAGGCAAGGCUCCUUUUAAUGGGGCCAGUAUUAAUGACUUAUAUAAGAAUAUUAAAUCAGGACAAGUCGAUUUUAAUGGUGAUGAAUGGAAAGAGGUGUCCGAAUAAGCAAAGAGUUUUAUCUUAAAAAUGCUAACAGUAGAUCCAGGGAAAAGAAUUUCAGCUGAAUUGGGAUUGAAAGAUCCGUGGAUAGUUAGCAAUUAGAGAAUUGAUAAAAUCAAUCCUAAAAAUCUUUAAAAUCUUGAAUCUUUUCAUAAUAAAAGUAAACUUAGUUCUGCAAUCUUACAAUUAAUCUCAACCUAAAUUAUGAAUUCAAAAGAAAAAAAAGAAUUAAUAGAAGGAUUCAAAGCGAUUGACAAAAAUGGCGAUGGAAAGUUAAGUAAAGAAGAACUUACCUAAUGUUAUAUGAAUUUAUACUAAGAUGAAAUAAAAUGUUCAUAAAUUGUGGAUAAAAUCUUUCGAACUGUGGAUCUUGAUCAUUCAGGAACGAUUGAUUAUACUGAAUUUAUAAUUGGUUAUACAGAAAUGCAAAACCUCAUGGCUAAAGAGAAACUGGAAACAGCAUUUAAAUUAUUUGAUAAGGAUGGAAAUGGCAUCAUAACUAAACAAGAACUUAAGGAAAUUUUAGGUGGAUUAAAUUUGCAAGACAAUCAAUGGGAAAAUGUGUUCAUGGAAUUAGACACAAAUGGUGAUGGUGAAGUUUCUUUUUAAGAGUUUACAUCACUUAUAUUAAGAGACACCAAAUAAAAGUGA